This is a messenger RNA of Labeo rohita (rohu), 843 nucleotides long. Its product is annotated as SLAM family member 5. The annotation marks the transcript as partial. The record is from RefSeq and is a predicted model, not a curated record. NCBI's taxonomy places the organism in Eukaryota, Metazoa, Chordata, Actinopteri, Cypriniformes, Cyprinidae. The transcript is spliced from 5 exons.
AUGUUUCACAAGUUUGUCUUGUUCUGUUUGUGCUGCUGGAGUCUGACUGGUGUGUUUGGUGAGUCAUUGUCAGUGAUGGAGGGAGAUUUUGUCACUUUGAAAACUAAUGUUAUUAAAAUACGUGAAGGAGAUGACAUACGGUGGAAAUAUGGAGCUGAAAAGUCUUUCAUUGCUAAAAUAAGGAAAAGUAAGAACAUACUUUUCGGAUAUAAUGAUACCAAUGUGAGAUUCAAAGAGAGACUGAAGCUGGAUGAACAAACUGGAUCUCUGACCAUCACAAACAUCACAACUCUUCAUGCUGGACUCUAUACACUAGAUAUUACUGGAGCGAAAGAGUCAACAAAAACAUUUAGUGUUUAUGUUUAUGUUUGUCUGCCUGUUCCUGUCAUCAGCAGUAACUCUUUAAACUGUUCAUCAUCAUCAUCAUCAUCAUCAUCUUGUUCAUUGUUGUGUUCAGUGUUGAAUGUGAGUGAUGUGAGUCUCUCCUGGUACAAAGGAAACAGUUUAUUGUCCAGCAUCAGUGUGUCUGAUCUCAGCAUCAGUCUCUCUCUACCUCUGGAGGUGGAAUAUCAGGAUAAUAACACCUACAGCUGUGUGAUCAACAAUCCCAUCAGCAACCAGACCACACAUCUGGACAUCAGCAAACUCUGUCACACAUGUGCAGAUGCGGUCUCUCUGAUAGAGUUGAUCUCUGGAGCUGCUGGAUCUCUGUUUAUUUUAGCUGUAAUCAUGAUCUUCAGCAUCUAUAGGAAACACAGAAAAACUGAUGCAGAAGUUGAGACUUGUGAAGUAGAGAUCACUUUUGCCGAGACGACAUUCUACAAAAGAAACACACCGAAAUCG